AUGCAAAUUAUAGCCAACGUUGAGUUUUCGGUGAAGAGAAGAUCAAUAGCUCUCAAUUCUGUUUCNCAACUGGUGGUUCUCCAUGAACACCAAGUUUUGGAUCAUCUAGCACAAGUACUCGCGGAUCCUGCAUGGCACAAUUUAUCCAUCCUGAUUGUACAAUAUAAGGCAGCAGAGGCUUUGGGUAAUUUUGCCCGUCGUUCAACAAGGUGGAGGGACCUUGUUAUUGAUACUGCUCCUCUCAUCCCAUUAUUUCAACUUCUACAUAGGCUAUCACGUGAGGCCACUUCUAUUAACACGUCAUCAGCUAUCAGAGCAUCCAGGACAAUAGGAAACUUAUGUUUUGGAAGUCCACCCCCAUCAUUUGAUAAGUUGAGGCCAUCAUUACCGGUCCUCCGGUAUCUCAUUGAUCUGGAGCUUCGUAUAGAAGAAGAAGCAAUCCCUGUUCUUAAGCAUGCUUGCUUAAUUAUUGCAUGUCUUGCACGAGGUGGAUUUGAUCCUAUAAAUGCGCUGAUUGAGCAAAAUAUGUGCCCAAGGCUGGUGAUGCUUUUGGCUGAGGUAGUAGCAAAUGUGCUGAAGAUUGUGGAGAACUUCUUUAGGAGUGGAACUGAUAAUCAAAUUCAGGUUCUACAUGGCAACCAAGUUCUUCAGCGUCUUUUAAAUAUCCUGAACAAUCAUGACAACCGACCUUUAACUUUGAGGAGUGUUUGUCGUGCCAUCGCAAACAUAGUGAGCUACCGGAGCAGUCAAAUACAGAGGAUGGUAGAUGCAGCUAUCUUCCCUCCUAUUAUUCAAAUUGCGAUUAACCAAGAGGUUGAUGAUAUCAAAUAUGAGGCUGUAUAUGCUAUCUCAAGUGCUGCCAGGAGAGGAUCUCAAGACCAGAUUAGGUACUUAGUCGGCCAAGGUUCCAUUGAAGCACUUUCUUUGGGUCUUUUAUGUGAAGGAUACACAAGAAGAACUUCUUGUUUCCAGGGGCUCCUAAAUAUUUUGAGGGUGGGAGAGGUUGACAAAGUUGAUGGUGUAAAUCCUUACGCAGAGAUGGUCACUAACAGUGGUGGACUUGCUAGGAUCCAGAGCCAAAUGGAUGAUCCGGACGUUGGAGAAAUCGCAAGAAAGAUGCUGAGGUUGUGCUGGCCUAGGGAGCUCUGA
Molecule: messenger RNA, 1149 nt
Organism: Nicotiana tabacum (common tobacco)
Lineage: Eukaryota; Viridiplantae; Streptophyta; Magnoliopsida; Solanales; Solanaceae
Source: RefSeq, a predicted model, not a curated record